GUGACAGAAAAAAUGGCCGACGACAGAGACCCUCCCCCACUUUUCGAUGAUGAUGAAAAAGACACAAAAUCUGCCGAGCCAGAGGAUCUGUUCCCCCCAUCUACAGAUGCAAAAGAAAAGGACAAAGAAGAACCUGAAGAUAUCUUUGCAACAGGGGAUACAACUGAAAUAACACUUGAUGAUGAGAUACCAGGGACGAAAGCAAGUGAUCCAAUCGCAGCUGAGAAGAAAGCAAGUGAUCCACCUGCAGCCGAGUUAAAAACUGAAACACCUGUUGUUGAAAAGGAAACCCCCAAAGAGGAGCCUUCUGCACCAAAGGAGGAGCCAGAGGCUCAGACUCAGGAUGAGAUUGAAGAGGAGGAAAGUGGAGACCAGUUUACCAUAGAGAUCACAGUCAACAAUCCACAGAAGGUUGGAGAUGGAUUGAGUUCAUAUAUGGCAUACAGCGUAAACACAAAGAGCACCAUUCCAGAGUUUAAAUCUCCUGAAUUGUCUGUUUUGAGACGAUUUAGUGAUUUCCUAGGCCUGCAUGAGAAACUUGCUCAGAAACAUCUUCAUCUUGGACGUCUUGUGCCACCUGCGCCAGAGAAAAGUUUAGUAGGAAUGACCAAAGUAAAGAUGGCCAAAGAUGAGUCCGGUACCAGGGAGUUUGUGCAAGUCAGGAGAGCAGCACUAGAAAGAUACCUUAAUCGUACAGCUGCUCAUCCAAUCCUACGAGAUGACAGUGAUUUCCGAGAGUUUCUUGAGAAAGAAGGCGACCUCCCCAAGGCCACCAACACGCAAGCCAUCAGUGGUGCUAGCAUGAUGAGGCUCAUCAACAAAAUUGGGGACUCUGUCGGUAAAAUGACAUUCAAAAUGGAUGAAGGAGAUCAGUUCAACGUAGCGUGGUUUGAAGAGAAACACCAGCAGAUAGAAGCAAUGGACCUCCAGCUGAAGAAGCUACAUGCAAGUGUAGAAUCUUUAGUCAACAAUAGGAAAGAUUUAUCUGUCCAUACAGCAACAUUUGCAAGAAGUGCCGCCAUGUUGGGCAAUGCAGAGGAGCACACAGCUUUAUCUAGGGCCCUCUCACAGUUAGCUGAGCUAGAGGAGAAAGUAGAAGCUGUAGUCCAAGACCAAUCAGAUUCAGACUUCUACCUGUUUUCUGAACUGGUUAAAGAUUAUAUAGGAGAAAUAGGUGUAGUCAAGGAAGUUUUCAAUGAGAGAUUUAAAGUGUACAAGACCUGGAAAGAUGCUGAGGUGAUGCUCAGUAGAAAGAGGGAAGCAAAGGCAAAACUUGAGCUUGCCAGGAAGACUGAUAAAGUUCCAAUGGCCGCUGCUGAAAUAACUGAGUGGGAAGACAAAGUUGAGAAAGGUGAAAAGGAAUUUGAUGAGAUCUCAAAAACGAUUCGUAAAGAAAUAGGGAAAUUUGAUAUCAACAGAGUGAAAGAUUUCAAAUCAAUUAUAAUAAAAUACCUGGAAACAUUGGUGAAUAAUCAACAGAAGCUUAUAAAAUACUGGCAAGCAUUCCUACCGGAGGCCAAGGCAAUUGUGUAAAUAUCUUAUGACAAGAACAUUAGAUACCAGCAUAGGGAGACUAACCAAGGGACUUAUGAGAUUGGUGCAGAAAAUGUACAAACAAUAACCAACUAUAAGAGAUGAUAUACAGUUACACACACGGUUUUGAGACUGGUAUCAAUUGUGAACAGCCAUAGGAAUUCUGUUCCUGAAGGAUUUACAGAAAAUAGUGGUUUCUCUUCUCUAUAGACAUAGUUUAAGAAAGUCAGAGCAUGUUAUGGAAUAUAAUUGUUCUGAAAGAAACCUGUUGAACCAUAUGUGGAAGACACUACUAUUCACCAGACUUAUGUUCUGCAUAUUCUUUAUUUAACACAUUAUGUACACAUCUAAUACAUGAUGUAUAUAUUAAGAAGUUUUAAUAUAUAACAGUUAUACUUGGUGUUAAGAGCUGUCACAAGGUAGUGCCUCACAUUGAGCCAUUUCUCUAUUCACAUUACAAUAUCAUUAAGGACACUGGUGAUAUCAUGUCUAUAGUAUAUGAAAAAAGUGAUUCUGUGUUUUUGUAUAUCACAAUUUUGACAACUUCUUUUGGGUAAUAUUGGGCUCCCAAAUAUGAAACCUAAAGUUUGAAUAAUCAUUUUCAUGACAUGACAUUAAACAUUCCUUGAUCUUUCAAGUAUUUUCCAACCAUGUUUAGGCAUUCACCUUGUGUAUUGUGAACUCACUUAUAUAAUACCUUAACCUAGUUCCAAGAAUGCACCAUGGGAGAGUGCCCCUUUUGCAGGAAUACCAAGGACAGUGUUUCUACUUUGCAAUAUGUUAAGACAAGGUUAUUUCCAUGUAUUUGUAAUAAAUGUACAGUGAAUAAUAACUUGUGCUUCAGGUACAUGCAGAUGUAUGUUUUUUAUCAGUUUAUUCACAAAUGUUAUUUUUGUUUGACCUAAAUACUCACUUAACUGGUUCAUCUCGGUGUAGAUCAUAUGGAAAUUGGGUGAAGAAUUUUAUGAUUAAGCAGUUGAAUGUAUUCAUUGUAAUUCUUAGACCGAGUAAUGUAAUAUUAAUGUAUAAUGAUUAUUAUUUAUUUGUUGAUAUUUGCGUCAGUGCCACACAUGAUUUUGCCAAAGUUGUAUUGUUAUGCCCCUUAAUAACGUAAAAUCUUUUUCCAAUCAAUUAAUUAGAAAUGUGAGUCUGACAUCAUGAAUUGAAUGCAUUACAAUGUAUUGUCAUAUUACAUGUUUAUGGUAUGAAUGAAUUGUAACUUGAUAGAAUAUAUGUAUAUAAAUACAAA
Messenger RNA from Owenia fusiformis, 2782 nucleotides. The record is from the annotation of a GenBank genome assembly. NCBI's taxonomy places the organism in Eukaryota, Metazoa, Annelida, Polychaeta, Sabellida, Oweniidae.